AUGCAUGUUGCGAUACCUACAGACCCCCUGAACCCUUGUGAUCUCUGCUACUGUAUCAGAAACCAUACUGCCUGUGUUAUGCAAGAAUGCAGUCUAAAGGUUGAAGGAUGUGAGCCGAUCUAUCUAGAUGGAGUGUGUUGUCCUGUUAAGUACAUUUGUGAGAAUGGACUUGGAUUAGCUGGACCCAUUGAUACUGACGAGAAAGAAGAUGAGAAUUCUGUAACAGUAAGUUCUACUGAACUAGGCUGUUAUUCUAACGGAGACUUCUAUGCUAACGGAGCAGAUAUUGUAACCGAAGACCCCUGCGAGCAUUGUUAUUGUCUGAACGGAGAUAUGGUUUGUGCAGUACAGGAGUGUAUGGGUCCACUAGAGGGAGAAACAGAUAGCUGUGAACCUCUGCCAGCUCCUCCGGGUCAAUGCUGCCCUGCUGAAUACAACUGCCGUCCAACUGAAACUACAUCUGUUGCAUCUGAAACUACUAUUGUUUCUGUGCAAAACAUCACAGAUGGAGGAUCAGGUCUUAAAGAGGAGGAUAGAUCUACAACUGCUGUCGGAGAACUAUCUACUACAGAAGCUACCACUGGAGAAUAUAUAUCUGAGGGGGAAACAGAUGCUACCUCCACUGACGGUCCAGGAGUAACAGCAUCAGAAGUUCUGGAUGAUCAAGAGGUCACAACUGAUGAAAUCCUUGCUGAUGACACUAAUGACUAUACGGAUGAUGUUACUACAGAGGAACCUGCAACAACUACAGUGUAUGCUAUUACUGAUGCUCUGAAUUCUUUUACUUCUACAAUUUCAUCAAUUCUGGGCAUUUCAGAGGCUUCUGACAGCAAGAACCCUGCAGAGGAAACUCAAGAUUCAGAAAUUAACCUAGCUGCUGGAUCAGGAGCACCAAUCAGUGAUAAUACUGAGAUCACCAGCACUGAUAAACCAACUGCUGAAAUUAUAGAUAAAGAAGAUAACCUGGCUAACACCAAACCUCUUGUGAGUCAACAAAUGGUUGAAGACAUUCCUGUGAUUCCUGAACCAAAUGAUGAAACAAAAUUUGAAACAACAAAUGGUUCAGUAUCUGCUGCUGAACCCAUCCAAGAUGAUCUUUUUUCAGAAGAAGGGGAAAAUGUUGAUUUAACUUCCACAACAAGACCUGAAAUUCUAGAGGAUGAUUUUGAUGACACUGUUGACACCACAGAGUCUGCAAUAAUUGAUAAUGAUACAACCACAGAUAUCAGUGAGAACGAAAUUAAUUUAACCUUUACUGUUGGGUCUGAUAUUCAAGAAGAUGGAUUAGAAAACUUACAAACUACCACAGACUCUAUUUCAGAAAUUGUUGCUGAAGAAAUUUUAACCCAAGAUUCGCUUUUUGGAGCCGAUAAUAUGUCAACACAGAAGCCAGAAAUUCAAACAGUUGAAACCAACCAUGAACUCGCAACAGAAAAUGCAGAUAAUUUUGAAAUGGUUUCCACUGAUGAGCCCACAACUGCAACCAAUGACCCAGAGAGUGUUGAGUUUUUCUCUACAACAAAACCUGAAAUUCAAGAAGACGACAUUGAUGAUGAGUAUACAACUGAAACCACAGAUGCUUUAAUUACUGAUGGUAUAAGUAAUAAUUUUACAACUGGAACAAGUGAUGUAUCAUCAACCAUUAACGCUACAGCUGAAGAAAUUUCUACUGAAGAUACUCUCUUUACUGAAGAUGGGGAAGCUGUAGAUUCAACUACUACAACCAAGCCUGAAAUCCAAGAAGAUGAAAUUGAUUUAGAUAUUACUGCAACAGUAACAUCUACUGAAGAUAACACAAAUGCUGAUACUACUUCUACACAGAAGCCUGGAAUUCAAGCGGAAAAUGUUGAGGAGGACUUAACCACUGAGUUCACAGAUUCAGCUUCCACAGAAGAUUCUCUAUUUAGCAUAGGGGAGGAAAAUGUUGAUUCUACUUCUACAACCAAUCCUGAAAUUCAAGAAGAUGACAUUGAUGAAGGCUUUACACCUGAAACAGCAGAUUCAACCACCACUGAAAAUGCACUUAGUGAAGAACUGAACACAGAGGAUGGUCUCUUUGACACAGGGGAUAUAGAUAUUGAAGCUAUUUCUACUACCAAGCCGGAAAUUGGAGAAAGCAACAUUGAUGAUGAGAUUUUAUCUGAAACAGCAGAUUCAGUAACUGAUCAACAAACUACAGAAGAUGCUCUGUUCAACGCAGGAGAUGAAAAUCUUGAUAAUACUUCUACCUCUUCAUCUGAAAUUCAAGAAGAUGACAUCGAUGAAGACUUUACACCUGAAACAACAGAUUCAACAACCAAUGAAAUUGCAGUUAAUGAAAUAACUGCCAAGCCAGAAAUUGGAGAAAGCAACAUUGAUGAUGAGAUUUUAUCUGAAACAGCAGAUUCAGUAACUGUUCAACAAACUACAGAAGAUGCUCUUUUUAACACAGGAGAUGAAAAUCUUGAUUAUACUUCUACCUCUUCAUCUGAAAUUCUAGAAGAUGACAUCAAUGAAGACUUUACACCUGAAACAACAAAUUCAGCAACCAAUGAAAACGAAGUUGAUGAAAUAACUAUCAAGCCAGAAAUUGGAGAAAGCAACAUUGAUGAUGACAUUUUAUCAGAAACAGCAGAUUCAGUAACUGAUCAACAAACAACAGAAGAUGCUCUUUUUAGUACAGGAGAUGAAAAUCUUGAUUUCAUUUCUACCCCUAAACCUGAAGUUCAAGAAGAUGACAUCGAUGAAGAGUCUACAACUAAAACGACAGAUUCUGCAACUACUGAAAAUGUUAAUGAUAAAGACCUAACUACAGAAGAUGCUCUUUUUGAAGCAGGAGAAGAAAACGUUGAUUCUAUGACUACUGCAAAGCCUUCCAUUCAAGAAGAUGGCAUUGAUGAAGAAAAUAAGACUGAUUCAGCUACUUCUGAAAAUACAACCGAUGAAGAUAUAACCACUGAAAAUUCUCUUUUUGGUGCAGAUGAGCCUUCCUCUACUGCAAAGCCCGAAACUCAAGAAGAUGUCAUCGAUGAAGAAUUGACAGCUGAAGCUGAAAACACUACAAAUGAGAUUCUAGCCCCCCAACUUCCUCUUUUGGGAACAACAACAUUAAAUCCAGAUGUUAAUACAGAAAAGGAAGACAGUGAGACAGAAACUCCUGAUAUCGCUUUUGAUGAUACAUAUGAUUAUGGGGAUGAAUAUUUUAAUGGAAAGCCGGUGUAUGAAGAUGAUUCUGAUUCUAGUACAGGUAGCUAUGUUACCUCAGAUGUAACAGAACAAACUACUGAUACCACUGCUUCAGUAUCAGGUAUCCUUUCCAACGAUUCAAAUCUGACAUGCAUAAGUGAAGAAGGUGUAAAAUAUGAGGAGUUGCAAUCAGUUCCAAGUUCUGACCCUUGCAAUCUCUGUCAGUGUACCAGUGGAUUGAUUAUUUGUGCUGUUCAGGAAUGUCUGGUUCAAACAAAUGACAAUUGCAUUGCUUUGCAAAAAGCUGAAAAUGAGUGUUGCACAAAAUAUGAUUGUUCUGGUGAUGUUGCAGCUACCACUGCUUUGGAUACUGGAGAAGGACAAACAACUCCAUCUGGAAUUACAGAGGAAGAUAGCAAAGGUACCUCAGCUGCAGCUACUGGUGUGGAAGAAACAACUGCAUUUGGAAUCACAGGGGAAGAUGCUGAUGCUGCUACUGAUACAGCUAUUGAAGAAGGAGAAGCAACUGAAUCUGGAAUUAUACAGGAAGAUAAUAAAGAUAACACAACUACUGCUUUUGGAGAAGAAGAAUCAACUGAAUCUGGAAUUACCAAGGAAGAUAAUGAAGAUACCUCAGCUACUGCUGAAGGAGAAAUAGAAACAACUGCAACUGGAAUUACAGAGGAAGAUAGUGAAGCUACAACAGCUGCAGCAAACAGUGGGGGUGAAACAACUGCAUCUGGAAUAACAGUGGAAACUGCUGAAACCAUCACAGUUUUAGCAGCUGGAGAAGAAGAAUCAAAUGAAUCUGGAAUUACAGAGGAAGAUGCCCAAGUUACCACUGCCACAGCUGGGGGAGAAGAUGCAACAACUGUGUCUGGAAUAACAAAGGAAGAUGCUGAUCCUUCCACUGCUACAUCUGGGGGAGAACAAGAAAUAACUGAAACUGGAAUUACAGAUGGUACUGCUGAAGUCACUACAGCUACAGUUGACAAGGAAGAAGAAACUACUUCAUCUGGAAUGACACUGGUGGAUGCUGAUGCUACUACUGCUAUAGCUGAUGGAGAAGAAGAACAAACUGAAUCUGAAAAUAUAGAGGAAGAAGCUCAAGCUACCAUCGCUACAUCUGGAGAGGAAGAAGAAGUAACUGAGUCUGGAAUUACAAAUACAUCUUCUGAAGUCACCACAGCUGCAUCUGGCGGAGGAGAAGAAACAACUGCAGCUGGAGUUAUAGAAGAUGCUGAGGCUACUAUUGCAACAAAUGAUGGAGAAAAAGAAACAACUGAAUCCGGCAUAACAGAGAAAGAGGAUGAAUUUUCCUCAGCUACAGCUGAAGGAGAAGAAGAAUCUACUGCAUCUGGAAUUGCAGAGAACAUUGCUGAAGUUUCUACAGCCACAGCUGCUGGAGUAGGAGUAAUAAAUGAAUCUGGAAUUACAGCUGAACCUGCUGAAACCACCACCACUUCUUCUGCUGAAGGAGAAGAACUAGUUGUUUCUGGAUCAACAGAAUAUGAUGCUGGAGCUACUGCUGCUACAUCUGGCAGUGAAGAAGAAACAACAGCAUCUGGAAUUAGUGAGGAAGAUGCUGAACCCACCACUGCUUCAACAGGAGGAAACAAUGAAACAUCCCAAUCAGGAAUUCCCGAUACUGGAGCUGAAGCUACCACAGCUAAGACUGAUCAAGUAAAUGACACAACUGUUCCUGGAAUAACAGAAAAUAAAACUGAAGUCUCUGUCUCUGAAGAAGUUAAAGAAGAAGAAACAACUUCAUCUGGAAUUGCAGAAGUUGAUGACAAUACAACUUCAGGCAAAGAAGAAUUGACAACAGCACUUGAAAACACUGAAGAUAAGGGAGAAGUUACGACUACUUUAUCAACUGGAGAUGAAAACAAUGUUGGAGAAGAAGGAGAUGCAACAGUUGACACACUUGAAGUAAAUUUUGAAAGCACUACUGUCUCCAUGAAUGUUUCAUCAGAUAAUAUAGAAGAACAUGGCCAAGCCCAAGUUGACCCUACCCCUGAUUAUCUCCUUUGUCUAGUUAUGGGAAUGGAUAAAUGUAAAAAUCAAACAAAAGUUCCAGAUUCUGGUUCAGAUAAGGUAGACAUGAUAACUCCUACAGUGGGAAAGCCUUUGGAAACUUUUGAAAUUGUAAAUACUACUCUUGAAAAUGGAACUUGUUUAUACCAGGGGGCUAUUUAUCAAGAUUUUGAUGAUGUACCGUCAACAAACCCAUGUGAUCUUUGCUACUGCAGUUAUGGAGAUGUUAUUUGUGCUGAACGAGUAUGUGAUGUGCCUAAAGAAUAUGAAAACUGCAGCCCGCUUUCGCCUCCUGUCGGAGAAUGCUGUCCUACCAACUUUGAUUGUAAUGAGAUAAUCUUUGGCCCAACAACCACAGGACUACCCAUAGGGCCAAAUGGAGAAAAUGCCCCAAGUAUUACAGCAGUUGGUUCUAUUACUGCUGGAUCCCCUGCCACAGCCCAGUGCAAUUUAAAUGGUACAAUGUACAAUAAUGAGGCUGACAUUGGGCCUCAGGGGUUAUGUGACACUUCAUGCAAAUGUUUGAAUGGAAAGGUUGAGUGUGAAAAGAUGCAGUGUCAUCCUGCUCCAAUUAACAUGAACUGUACGGAGAUAUACCUAGAGAAUGAAUGCUGUCCUACUUUCCAAUGUGUUGGUGAAGAACUUCCUAGACCAGAAGCUGAUUCCCAUCUAGGUGUUACAGUUCCAGGGGUUGACAUUACAUCCACAGUUGAAGGAGAACUAGAGGUUGAUGAUAUUACAGCUGAAAACAUUUUACAAGAAAGUACAACAGGACAGAAUCUAGCAGAGGAAACCUCAUCUGUAUUUGCAGAUCCUACACUUGAUGUAACAACUGUGGAAGAUGUUCAGUAUGACGACACUGAUGAUGACUUUGUAUCCUGUUCCAAAAAUGGGCAGUACUAUGAAAAUCUUCAGGAUGUCCCAGCAGAUGAUAUUUGUCAGCUUUGUCAAUGCUUUGAAGGUGAAAUAAUUUGUGCCAAGAGAGAAUGUACUACACCAGACCAAUUCAAAUUAUGUCUGCCAAUACCUGAAGAAGGCAAAUGUUGUCCUUCAUCUUGGAACUGUAAUGUUACAGUUGAUGCUGAAGCAAUCAAUGUUUCAAAUGCUGAAGUUACAACUGCUUUAGUAGAUCCUGAGGAUAUAGUAACCUCUACUAUUCAUGAAACUGGAUAUAUUUCAACUUCUGCUACAACUGACAUUGAAGAUGCAAGCACAUCUGCUACAGAUGUAACUGGAGAUGUAACUAUUUCUACUACUAGUGUUACAGAAGAUAUUACAACUGCAGAUACCACUGACAUUAAAGAUGUAAUUAACACCGUUGGUAGUAAUAUAGUUAAUAUUACAACUUCUAAUAUCACUGACAUAGAAAACGCAAGUUCUUCUGAAGUUUUUAAUGCUGGUAUUAUUGAAAACACAAGUGCUUCUGCUGUUUUUGACAGUGAAAACUUGACAACUGAAACUGGAGACUUAACUACUGCUGAAUCUGACAACGGGGAUGUAGAUACUGCUGCUGCAACUACUGAGGCUGGGGAUGUAAAUAUUGUUGAUACAACUAGUAAAUUUGAUGUAAACAUUUCUGCUGCUUCUAAUGUAGAAGAAACUACAACUAUUGCUUCAAAUGAAACUGGAGAUGUAACUGAUGCUGCUGAAAAUGAUGAUGUUGAAACCACAACUUCCAGCCAACAGGGAAAUUUUACUACAGAAACCAACACUGAUACAGAUGAAUCAACUACUUCUACAAUUAUUGAAUCUGUUGAUAUAUCUGAUACUUCCUCUUCUGGUGAUAAUGGAUAUGUAUCUACCACUGAAGCUGAAAAUGAAGAUAAUACUACACCUUCUACUUCUGAUGAUAAAAAUACAGUUACUUUCAGCAACACAACUGAUGAAAAUAAUAGCACUACCGAUACAAUUACUGCUUCAACUGAAGCCGAAGAUGAAAGUUCUACUUCUGUCAUUAACACCAUUGUGGAAAUAGUUACUGAAUCCUCUAAUUCAUCACCUGAAAUUGAAGAUUCAACAACUGACAAGAAUGAAGAGGGGAUAUCAUCUGCAACUGCAGAACUUGAAGGUUUAAGUACUGAUGCUACAACUGACAAAGAUGUUCAAUAUGAUGAUACUGAGGAUGAAUAUCAUGUAGAAGGAUCCUGCUCAAAAGAUGGAGGAUUUUAUGAAAACCUCCAGGAUGUGCCUAGUGACGAUGUUUGUGAACUUUGCCAAUGCACUAAUGGUGAAAUCAUUUGCGCCCAAAGAGAAUGUUUAAUUCCAGAUGAGUUCAAGGCAUGCAAACCUGUAAAAGAAGAAAAUCAAUGCUGCCCAUCAUCUUGGGACUGUGAUGUCACAAAUAAAGAGGAAUCUACAACAGAAAGUGAAGUAGGGCUCAGUAGUGUAGAUACUAAUGGUGUAACCUCUGAUAGUUUAGAUUUAGUCACUGAUAGUUCCACUGACAAACAUGAGGCAGAUUUAACUACAUCAGGUGAAAUUGUUGACACAACAACUCUUAAAACCACAGACCUUGGAGAUGAAGUUACCACUGAUGUUGAUAUUACAGGAGAUGUUGCCACUGAUGCUGGUGAUAAAACUACAAUUACAUCUAUUAACACUGAGGCAACAACUGAAAUUGAUAGUGUUACUCUUGCAUCUGUUGACAAACAAGAAGAUAAUGAAUCUACAACAAGUGCCACUGGGGAUGUUUCUCCUACUGAGGCUGAAGAUACUACAACAGCUGAAAUAAAUGAUCUUAAUGAUGUAACAACUGUUGCUACUGCUGAAGUUACAACUGCUGAUAAUGAUAGUUUAGGUGUAACUAAUGAUGCUGUAGCUACAGAUAUCACAACUGGCAUUGUAAACACUGAUGAUGCUGGAGUUGAAACUGUCACUGGAGAAAUUAACACUACAGAAGCUAGUUCCUCCACUGGAGAUGAAACAACUAUUUCUGCAGUGAGCACUGGAGAUGAAACUUUCAUUUCCAAUGCUAAUUCUGUAGAUGUAACAACAAAUGCAGCCAAUGUUGGUGGAGAUACAACUACAGUUGAUACAACUGACAUUGACAAGGAAACUACUGCUUCUAGCAAUGUAGAAGAAACCACGUUGGCAAUUGUUGAUGGGGAAGAUCUGACCACUGAAAAAACUAAUGAUCCAAACAAAUUAACCACUUCUGUUGGGACUGAGACUGAAGAUGCAACUAGCACUAAUACUUUAGAGAUUGAAGAUUCUUCAACUGCUGCUAAUUCUGUGGGUGAAGAUGUUACUACUUCUUCAAGCACAGAUACAGACGAUGUUUCCGCAACUUCUGAUUCUGAUGAAAUCACAACUGAUAUUGUUAGCACUGAUGGCAAAAUUGAAACAACAGUGUCUUCAACUGACAUUGAAGAUCAAACAACAGCAGCUGCUCUUGCCACUUUAGAAGAAAAUGAAUCUAACACAACUGUUGCUGGGGAUGAAACAACAGUUGGCAAUGUAGAAAUAGAAGUUGUAACUACUCAUGCACUUUCUGAAAAUGAAGAUAAAUCUACCACAGUUGAAAACGGAGAAGUAACAACAGUUGUUGCUGCUGAAAUAGAAGAUAUAACUACUGCAGCAACUGUUUUAUCAGAAAAUGAAGUUGAAUCAUCUACAGUUAAUGAUAACGCUACUGGAUAUCCUAUUUCUGAAGUAACCAGCUCAACUGAUUAUAUAACUACAGUUGCAUCAAUUGAAAAUGGAGAUGCUACUGCUGAAGUUACCAGCUCAACUGAUGAUAUAACUACAGUCGCAUUACUUGAAAAUGAAGAUGCUACUUCUGAUGUUACCAGCUCAACUGAUGAUAUAACUACAGUUGCAUCAAUUGAAAAUGGUGAGAAUACUUCUGAAUUUAUUAUCUCAACUGAUGAUAUAACUACCAUUGGAUCAACUCAAAAUGAAGAUGCUACUUCUGAGGUUACCACUGAAGGAGUAACUACAGCUGUAUCAACUGAUAAUGGAGAUGGAGAUUCUACAGUUGUGGAUCUCACAGACACCACUAAGCUACCUAUGAAAGAUUUCUGUCUUCACAAAGGAAUGGUCAUUCUGAAUCUGUCCGAUGUUCCAUCAAAGGAUGCUUGUGAGCUCUGUCAGUGUGUUGAUGGAGCAAUUGUUUGUGCACUUCAGGAGUGCCAAGGUUCUCCAAGCAGUGGCUGUGUUUCCCUUCCCCUUAAUCAAGGAGAAUGUUGUCCCAAAUAUGACUGCACUGUUCCUGAAACAUCAUCUGAGUCUGGACUUAUAAAAACUACCUCCAGUGCUGAAAUUUUAGAAGAUGACUCCGAUGAUUACACCACUGAUGCAGAGAAUGCUGAUGGCACAGAAAAGGAAGAUGAUGAUGAAGGAGCGUUGCCAUCAGUAGUAUCUGCCACCACCUCUGCCAUUCUUCCAGUAGUUACCUCUCCCAAACCUGUUGCAACAACACAACUGACAACACUUUUGACUUCAGCUAUAGCACAAGAAGGAGCUGUAACCACUGUGACUCCUGCGGGUAUACUUCAAAAUGAGGAUGGUACCUUUGGUACAGCUAGUGGAGAUAUCUUAGGAUAUGAAUAUGAUGAUGUUGACUUUGAAAGUCUUGGUCCUGGAGCCUGUCUUUUUGAGAACAAAAUUUAUGUUUCUGCUCAGCAGAUCCCUAGAGAUAAUCCAUGUGAUUUCUGCUUCUGCUUUAGAGGAGAUAUUAUCUGUUUACAGCAGAGCUGCCCACCACCAAUCCCAGGAUGCACUGAAGAAAUCAUUCCUGGAUUCUGCUGCCCCAGAUAUGAAUGCCCUGUAAAAAUGUCCAUCCACAAUGUUACAAGACAUAUACAGCAUGCAGCCGAGGUUCCAAGCCUGGCCUCAUGGUUUGGAUUUGGUGCUAAGGAGAAUCAGGUUGAGGAUGAGGUUUACCAGACCGAGGUUAAAGGUUGUGAAGUCCAAGGAAACUUUUAUGAAGCCGGAGCCUUAGUUGAUGUAUCAUCUGGUCCUUGUCUACAGUGCAGAUGUGAUUUUGAAGAGAAACUGGACUGUGAACCCAUUGAUUGUGAGACACAACCCUUACUGAAGAGAAUGCUUAACAUCAGAUAAAGAAGUUGUCUGCUUCCGUUGAAUCUUGUACCUAAUUUACUGACCUGUGAACAGGUCUAUAGAGAUGGCAUUGCCUCAGUUAACUGUGGAUUCCUGGAGGCAUAUCAUACUUGCUAGCCAUUCACAGUGCCAAACCAGAUACUCUUCCAAGUGACAGGACUUAAACAUAGUAUUCAUUCUGCCCCCGUUCUAGGCAAAUUAACAAUAAUAUUAUCUUAAUAAUCAAACAUUUAGAUGUUAGAAUUUUUUCUGAGCAGUUCAUGUUUUCAAUAUAUUUAGUAUGGUGAUAAAAGAUUUGAAAUGUUUAAGUCGGUCAAUUGGGUUUUGAAAAGGGUUAACGCUUAAAAAUAAUCAAACAUGACUGGUCUGAAUCUGGCGAAAUCUGAUGUGCAUCACACUAAAGAAUAUUCCAUGCUCUUAAUUUUAGAUAGAUUUUUUAAAAUUUGUGGAUAAGCCUUUUUUAAAUAUUACAUCUUUUAAUUUGUUAUUUAUCAAGCUACACGGUAACCCUGCUCAAAAAUGACAAAUAACACCGGUUCCGGUGUAAAUACUGUAAACUGUAAAUAAUCUAAACUGUUGAUCUGUCGUCUUCCUGUAACAUUUCUUCCCAAGAAAAAGACGACCAGCCAGCCUUGUCCAAUGCAAGGAAGCUGUAGUCUCCUUUCAAUCAAUCAACCAAUAAAUGUAAAUACUGUACGUAAAAAUAUUAUCAUUAUUUAGUUAUAAUUUAGAAAAAAG
Messenger RNA from Eurytemora carolleeae, 11001 nucleotides. Its product is annotated as serine-rich adhesin for platelets. The transcript has 6 exons. NCBI's taxonomy places the organism in Eukaryota, Metazoa, Arthropoda, Copepoda, Calanoida, Temoridae. The record is from RefSeq and is a predicted model, not a curated record. The coding region runs from base 1 to 10263 and encodes 3420 amino acids. Gene Ontology annotation, molecular function: protein binding.